Molecule: messenger RNA, 675 nt
Organism: Helianthus annuus (common sunflower)
Lineage: Eukaryota; Viridiplantae; Streptophyta; Magnoliopsida; Asterales; Asteraceae
Exons: 2
Coding region: 1-675 (224 amino acids)
Molecular function (GO): zinc ion binding; nucleic acid binding
Source: RefSeq, a predicted model, not a curated record
AUGAUCGACGGGCAUGGCCAAUUAGCUGGGGAUAUCAUCCUCAACUCAUUGCCUAAGUCAUAUGACCAGCUUACUAUGAACUACAAUAUGAAUGGGAUGCAGAAGACACUUGCAGAGCUGCAUCAGAUGCUCAAAACUGCUAAGGUGAAUAUACCCAGCAAGACUACACCAGUGCUAAUGAUCAAUGAGGGUCAUGUUAAGAAACCUAACACCAAGAAAAGGGGUAAUCAGGGCAAAGGGAAGGGCAAAGGCAAAUUAGUUGCAAACAAGAAGCCUCAGAAGGAUGCUAAGUGUUUUCAUUAUAAUGAAAUUGGGCACUGGAAGAGGAACUGUGCUAAGUAUUUAGCUGAACUGAAGCAAGCCAAGGCUUCAGGAGGAGAGUACUCAGGUAUAUAUGGACUAAGAAAGAUUAAGAAGCUGAAACAAGGCGACUUGGAGGUCCAUGUUGGCAAUGGACAAAGAGUUGCUGUGAAGGCGAUUGGAGAAUAUGUUCUUUUACUUCCUUCUGGUUUAGAACUUGUUUUAAACAAUGUUUAUUUUAUUCCUAGUGUUACUAGAAAUAUUGUUUCGGUUUCUGCUUUGCAUGGACAAGGUUUCAAUUAUCGUUUUAAUGGUGAAUUUAUUUCUGCUUAUUUUAAUGAUGUAUUUGUACAUUUGUGCUCGAAAUCAAUAUGA